Messenger RNA from Lontra canadensis (Northern American river otter), 1329 nucleotides. Its product is annotated as short transient receptor potential channel 2-like. The transcript has 3 exons. Gene Ontology annotation, cellular component: membrane; cation channel complex. Lineage: Eukaryota; Metazoa; Chordata; Mammalia; Carnivora; Mustelidae. Gene Ontology annotation, molecular function: store-operated calcium channel activity; inositol 1,4,5 trisphosphate binding. The record is from RefSeq and is a predicted model, not a curated record. The coding region runs from base 1 to 1164 and encodes 387 amino acids. Gene Ontology annotation, biological process: manganese ion transport; calcium ion transmembrane transport; regulation of cytosolic calcium ion concentration.
AUGGGUGGGUCCCACACAGGGGUCCCACCCUCUCCGUCCUUCAUCCAGCCACAGCCCACCUGGACGGAGAUUGUGAACAAGAAGCUGAGGUUCCCACCUCCACUCCUGGCGGCCAUCCAGGAGGGGCGCCUGGGCCUAGUGCAGCAGUUGCUGGAGUCGGGAGUCGAAGCAUCAGGCAGUGGGCAAGGUGGGCCCCUGAGGAACGUGGAGGAGGCUGAGGACCGCUCCUGGAGGGAAGCUCUCAAUCUGGCCAUCCAGCUGGGCGACGAGGCCAUCACUGAUGUGCUGUUGACCAAUGUCAAGUUUGACUUCCGGCAGAUCCACGAAGCCCUGCUGGUGGCAGUGGACACAAACCAGCCGGCCGCGGUGCGGCGCCUGCUGGCCCGGCUGGAACGGGAGAAGGGCCCCAAAGUGGAUACUAGGUCCUUCUCACUGGCCUUCUUUGACUCAUCAAUCGAUGGCUCGCGCUUUGCUCCUGGUGUCACUCCCCUCACCCUGGCCUGCCAGAAGGACUUGUAUGAGAUCGCCCAGCUGCUCAUGGAGCAGGGCCACACCAUUGCCCGGCCCCACCCGGUCUCCUGCGCCUGCCUUGAGUGCAGCAAUGCCCGCCGCUAUGACUUGCUGAAGUUCUCCCUGUCCCGCAUCAACACCUACCGCGGCAUGGCUAGCAGGGCCCACCUCUCGCUGGCCAGUGAGGAUGCCAUGCUGGCUGCCUUCCAGCUCAGCCGGGAGCUCAGACGUCUUGCACGCAAGGAACCCGAGUUUAAGCCGGAGUACAUUGCCCUGGAGUCACUGAGCCAGGACUACGGCUUUGAACUGCUGGGUAUGUGCCGGAACCAGAGCGAGGUGACUGCGGUGCUCAAUGACCAGGACGAGGACAACGAGACUGAACCCGAGGCUGAGGGCCUGGGCCAGGCCUUUGAGGAAGGCAUCCCCAACCUGGCGAGGCUGCGACUGGCCGUCAACUACAACCAGAAGCGGUUUGUAGCACACCCCAUCUGCCAGCAAGUCCUGUCCUCCAUCUGGUGUGGGAACCUGGCUGGCUGGUGUGGAAGCACCACCAUCUGGAAGCUCUUUGUCUCCUUCCUCAUCUUCCUCACCAUGCCCUUCCUCUGCCUUGGCUACUGGCUGGCGCCCAAGUCCCGGGUACCAAGAAUAAAUUAAUGAUAACUGCCACUUUUUGAGCCUUUUGCUAAUGUCCCCAUUGAGUCCCCUGAAGGGGUGCUGGGAAGUCGGUCUGACGCUGAUUUAUAGAGGAGGCAUGGAGAACAGAAGUGCUCUUUUUGUCCAGGGGACAUACAAAACAGCACAGUCAGGAUUUAAACUGAG